CUCCUCCUGCUCCUCCUCCUCCUCACCGCGUGGUCCCCUCAACUCACCCCAAGGAAAAAUCAAAUCCGGAGCAUUUGUGCCAAAGUUACUGGGAUGUGAAGGAGGGCGCCGUGCUCAGUGUCCCGGGCGUUCGGCUCUGACCUGCAGCGAUCCAGGGUUUUUAUUUGAAUACCAUCCUAGCAGAAGCGCAUUCUCAAACUGAAAAGUUUACCUGGAACAAGAAUGAAUCUCAUCGAACACUCCCACUUACCGGCCAUGGAUGAGUUUUCCCUCUCUGAAAAUUUAUUUGGUGUGCUGUCGGAGCCGGCCGCGGGGCCGCUGGCCCAGAGCCUGGACGUGGAGCCCUUCCCGCAGUACGGCGGCGUCCAGUUCGCGCCGCAGGUGUCCGCCUCCGGCUACUACCCCAGCCUGGGCUUCCACGCCGCGCAGCAGCCCGAGGAGUGGUACUGCGCGGGCGCCUUCGAGCCCCGGCGGAUGCCCCCCGACAGCGCCUACCCGGCGGAGCCCGAGCUGGCCGAGAUGCCCCUGGCGAAGAAGGCCCGCGUGGGCGCCGCGGCGGGCAGAGCGAAGGGGGACGAGCUGUGCGUGGUGUGCGGGGACAGAGCGUCCGGCUACCACUACAACGCGCUGACCUGCGAGGGCUGCAAAGGUUUCUUCAGGAGAAGCAUCACCAAAAACGCUGUGUACAAGUGCAAAAAUGGUGGCAACUGCGUGAUGGAUAUGUACAUGCGGAGGAAAUGCCAGGAGUGCCGGCUAAGGAAGUGCAAAGAGAUGGGGAUGUUGGCUGAAUGUAUGUAUACAGGCUUGUUAACCGAAAUUCAGUGUAAGUCUAAACGGCUGAGGAAGAAUGUGAAGCAGCAUGCAGAUCAGACUAUGCAAGAGGAUGGUGAAGGACGAGACUUGCGACAAGUGACCUCCACCACUAAGCCGUGCAGGGAGAAAACCGAACUCACUUCAGAUCAACAGCAUCUUCUACAUUAUAUCAUGGAUUCAUAUAAGAAACAGCGAAUGCCUCAGGAAAUAACAAACAAAAUUUUAAAAGAAGAAUUCAGUGCUGAAGAAAAUUUCCUCAUUUUAACGGAAAUGGCUACCAGUCAUGUACAGGUUCUCGUAGAAUUCACAAAAAAGCUUCCAGGAUUUCAGACUUUGGACCACGAAGAUCAGAUUGCUUUGUUGAAAGGGUCUGCUGUUGAAGCUAUGUUCCUCCGUUCAGCUGAGAUUUUCAGUAAGAAACUUCCAGUGGGACACGUUGACCUAUUGGAGGAAAGAAUCCGAAAGAGCGGUAUUGCUGACGAAUACAUCACGCCCAUGUUUAGCUUUUAUAAAAGUGUUGGAGAAUUGAAAAUGACCCAAGAAGAGUACGCCCUGCUCACGGCCAUUGUUAUCCUGUCUCCAGACCGGCAGUACAUAAAGGACCGCGAGGCGGUGGAGAAGCUCCAGGAGCCGCUGCUGGACGUGCUGCAGAAGCUGUGCAAGAUUCACCAGCCCGAGAACCCUCAGCACUUCGCCUGCCUGCUGGGGCGCCUCACGGAGCUGCGGACCUUCAACCACCACCACGCCGAGAUGCUGAUGUCCUGGAGGGUGAACGACCACAAGUUCACCCCGCUCCUGUGCGAGGUCUGGGACGUGCAGUGAGGAGCCCACCGGCAGGUCCGGCUCCUUUGUCCCCGUGUGAUAUAAACCCCAUGUUCGACUGGCUCUAUUUCGACUGUGCCUGGUGUCACUCAAGAAUCCCGAUGCAAUUGAUGUAGUAAUUAUGUAACUUCUAGAACUGUAAAUAGGGGAGUAGAUGGAAUUACUGUCCCUCCACCGUGUUUCCCAAGGCUUCAGGGAGUCCCACGUCCCACCUGGCGUGCCCUGUGUGUCUCCUGAAAUUGUUACUGCAGUCCUAGCAGCAGAUCUGAGAACACCCUGGUCUGUGCUUUCUAUUACCACUUUGCAUGUAUUUUAUUAAAGCGUUGUGUUCAAUUUUGUCCAUAAACUGAGUGCGAUGGCAAUACACUUUUCUUUGGGGGUGAAAUUUGGCAAAGAUUUCUUUAAGCGAUGAAAGGCAUCCUUACUGAGCCCGGGGUAGGGAUGAUUACACAGAGAUAAACAUAGUGGCACUUUCUCAUCCCUAGCGAGGCCAUGGGAAAUGCAACAUUCAUUCAUUCGUAAUGGCCCCCUGAUCAUUCCACUUGCCUUGAAAUUCAGAGAGCAUAGCAUGCACAAAAGCUAGUAAUUUUCACAUAAAAUAUUCCCAAGCAAUCCCUGUCUCCUUACUUGGGGGCUAGGGCAAAGCAUGUGUAACUCAAGAGGGUGCAGAUACCUACAGUGACGUGAAAGCCCCUCAGCUCUCUUAAAAACGCCCAUUGUGGCUCCAGUGCACACAAUUAAUUAUUUUUAAAUGUAUUUGGUUUUGCUAUUUGAAAAUCCUCCCGGCACAGCUGGGGACGCAGCUGUGCAACACUUCCUUCCUGCAAAGGGGAUGAGUUCAUUUCCUUCCUCCAUUGUUCUGCUGCCGCAUUCUUCUCCCUUUGGCAAAGACAAUAAAACACCUUCCAGAAGUAA
Molecule: messenger RNA, 2550 nt
Organism: Cavia porcellus (domestic guinea pig)
Lineage: Eukaryota; Metazoa; Chordata; Mammalia; Rodentia; Caviidae
Gene: Nr1h4
Product: nuclear receptor subfamily 1 group H member 4
Exons: 10
Coding region: 223-1635 (470 amino acids)
Biological process (GO): negative regulation of inflammatory response; cell differentiation; bile acid signaling pathway
Molecular function (GO): nuclear receptor activity; RNA polymerase II cis-regulatory region sequence-specific DNA binding; zinc ion binding
Source: RefSeq, a predicted model, not a curated record